Penaeus vannamei (Pacific white shrimp) is the source of this 3062-nucleotide messenger RNA. NCBI's taxonomy places the organism in Eukaryota, Metazoa, Arthropoda, Malacostraca, Decapoda, Penaeidae. The record is from RefSeq and is a predicted model, not a curated record.
CCUUGACCAAUGUUUUUCUUUUAAAAUGCUUAUCUUUUUUCUCAAAGCAGCCUCAUAUUUACUCCUAAAACGGGAAUGAGAUGAUAUGUGACAGCCUGUGUACACAUCUUCCAAGGAAUAUGGCCGAGGAAGGUCGUGUGGAGAUAGGGGAGGCAAGUGCAGGCUGCAAGAUGGAGGAAUCAAUGUCCAAUCUAGGGGGUGCUCCUGUUGUCUGUUUAGUUUGUGACCGUGUGAUUAAGGAGCUCCACAGACAGGAUGUGCCCAACGUGUUCCUAGAGAAUAGUGUGACAUCUCAUUCUCAGCAGCAACUGGCAAACAUGCUGUCAGUCAUUUUAAAAAGUCCCCUAGAAUCAUCGCAGGUCUAUUCUAAAACCUUGUGCCGAAGGUGCUUCAGACUCUUAGAUGAACUGGAUGGUAUUGAGCAGCGGUCAGUAGUUCUAAAAACAACCAUUGAAGAGCUCUACAAUCGCUCGCUUCUGAGGCGCAUGAAAGGGCCUCGUGUGAAUGAAGAAGAGACCAUUGGUGCUAUGGACUUAGGUUUACCUGAAGACGACGAGGAAGAUGAUGGCUCUAAAAUCUCAGUUAAAGUGGAGCCCCUGGAUGAUGAUGAGGACUUUCUGGCUGAUGAGCUGCGACCAGAGGACCAGGGCAUCCGGCCUGAUGAUCCGGAGUUCAAUCCUGCACAUGACAAUAUGUGGCGGAGCAAGUCACGCAGUAAGGGCAGGGGCAGGUUUUCCUUUAGUGAGGAUGCUGACAACCCACAGCCUUCACCUGUAGCUGCUAUGGUUAACCAGUGCUCCUCAAGUAAGGACCCAGGUGACUUGGCUGAGGCAGCAGUAACCUUAGCAUGGUAUGACCUCUCAUCAAAUAACAGUACUGACGAGGAGUACCUGGCAAGGGGGGGCCAACUUGAAAGCUGCUCUGACAGUGCCUCUGAUGAUUUAGACUGUGUUUCUCAGGACACUAUGUUCAGUUCAGAUGAGCCACUGUCAGAGUUUGCAGGGAAACAAAAUGAUCCUGGGACCCAGAAGUUUGUGUGGCAAAAGUUGGAAAAUAUCCCAAGGCAGUUUGGAUUCUCCAGGCAUCCUGGGGUCAAUAUUCCUGACAUGGACAAGGAAUCCAGCCCCUUGACUAUCUUCUCUAACUUCAUUACUGAUGAACUUCUGGAAUUACUCGUCCAGGAAUCUAACCGGUAUUACUACCAGCAAUCUGCAACCUACUCAGCAUACAAGAAAGCAUGGUUUGACAUUUCAGUUUCUGAGCUGAAGGCCUAUCUGAGUCUUUGGCUCUUGAUGUGUAUUGUGCCAAGGCCAGAGUUGAAAUGGUAUUGGUCAACAGACCCCGGGCAUGUCAUGCCCGUGUUCUCUAAGACAAUGACAAUAGAUAGAUUUGAGGCUAUCACGUGGUGUCUCCAUGCAACUAACAACAGUGGCAAGCAUGCUUCUGGUGAUCAGCUGUGGAAAUUGCGCCCGGUGAUUGACCUGCUCUCUCAUCAGUUUUUGGCUGUUUAUUCUCCUCCUAGGAGGAUUACAGUUGAUGAGAGUCUCUGGAGAUUCCACAGUCAAGCACACUUUAGGGUCAAGGUUUACAAGUUGGUGGUGGCCCAUGGCCCAGCUGAGGGCUAUGUAUGUGCUUUUGGAAUAUACAUGGGUCAGGACAAAGGUGACCUUCCAGGAUCAACUAAGGCUGUUGUUAACUUGAUGGAAGCUGCUGAGCUGUUUGGAAAAGGCCAUAUUCUUUUUACUGACAACAGGUAUAGCUCUCCUGUCCUAUUCCAUUGCUUACAGAGUCAGUGUACAGGGGCUGUUGGUAUGGUGCAACCAAACUGCAAGUACAUGCCAAAGGACCUGCUGGUAAAGGUCCGUGGAGAUGUGGACUACAGGAGUACGACAACAGGAAUGUUGGUUCUUAAGUGGGCUAACAAGAAGCCUGUAACCAUGCUCUCCACAGUUCACACCAGUGAAAUGGUUACAGUCUUGAGUGAGAGUGGGCAUGAAUGCACCAAGCCCAAGGUAGUAGUGGACUACAACUCUGGCAUGAAGGGGUCAGAUUUGAGUAACCAUCUUUCUCAACCCUAUCCAGCCUUUUUUAAGUCCAUCAGCUGGUACAAGAAGGUGCUCUUCUAUCUUUUUGACUUGGUAGUAGUCAAUGCCUUCCAGAUGCACAAAGCACUUGGAGGGCACAUGGCUCAGCUGGAAUUCCGGGAAGAACUAGCUUGUGAGCUCCGACUGGAAUACUGCCGCAAGUCUACAGCAUACCAGAGCUAUUCCUCCCUCACUUUUGGGAGCCGUCUUCAAGGGGCAACAAAACACACCCAAAAACGAACUCCAGGGAAUAAGUAUCGCCGAUGUCGUAUAUGUUACUCACAUGGUAUAAGAAAAGAGACAAGGACAAUGUGCUCAUUAUGUUUGGUUCCACUGUGCCAGUAUGAGUGCUUUGACCUUUACCACAGUAAGAAGAAGAGUACAUGACCAUGAUGUUAUUAAGAGUACCUUAUUGUAAAUGCUGUUAGAAAUUUAUAUACUCUCAGAUAAAUAAAGUGUGAAUUUAAUUUUUUUUUAUCUUUCUAUACUAGUAAUAGCACUUAUCAUGUUUCACAUAAACAAAAAAUUAUAUAAUCAGCUAAUAUAAAAUCUGGUAAAUGCUUAUAUUUGUACAGUUGACUGCACAUGUAUGUUCAUAUAAUUUUUUUUUCUUCUCGUUAGGUACUAACUGCAUAAUCAGUUUGAAUUGAAUUUUGGUAACUACAUAUAGUUUAUUUUGAUUUUGGUCACACAACAGAUAUCUAACAGAGACAAAAGAAUAUUUCACAAAAACCAAAAGCUAUAAAGGAGAAAAUGAUCUCAAUACAAUAGGUAAUCAGCCAUGUUAUACCACUGGUUAAACCUGAAACUGGUUCUGUAGUCCCGCAGGACCUGAAGCUUACAUGAAGAUAAUAAGUUAAGGAACAAUGUAUUUUAAAGGGUAUGGAAGGAUGUGAUAAUAAUAAUGAUAAUAGAAAUUGUUAUUAUUAUUAUUAUUUAUUUAUUGAUGCUAUUGUCAUUUAUUAUUAUUUUUAUUCU